Messenger RNA from Hirsutella rhossiliensis, 651 nucleotides. Its product is annotated as snf7 domain-containing protein. The coding region runs from base 1 to 651 and encodes 216 amino acids. Lineage: Eukaryota; Fungi; Ascomycota; Sordariomycetes; Hypocreales; Ophiocordycipitaceae. The record is from RefSeq and is a predicted model, not a curated record. Gene Ontology annotation, biological process: late endosome to vacuole transport; endosome transport via multivesicular body sorting pathway; protein transport. The transcript has 3 exons. Gene Ontology annotation, cellular component: multivesicular body; ESCRT III complex.
AUGACGCCUGCGGAGCGUCUGCGCAAGAACCAGCGCAUGCUCGACAAGGCGAUACGAGAACUCGACCAGACCCGCGUCAAGCUGGAGAAGCAGGAGAAGACCCUGAUACAACAGAUCAAGACAAGCGCCAAGAACGGUCAGAUGGGCGCGUGCAAGAUUCAGGCCAAGGACUUGGUUCGUACCCGGCGGUAUAUCGAGAAAUUCUUUGCCAUGCGAAGCCAGCUUCAAAAGAUUUCACUGCGGCUCCAGACCUAUCGUACCAACGAGCAGAUGAUGCAAGCCAUGAAGGGAGCCACCAUGGCUCUUGGUAGCAUGAACAAGUCGAUGAAUCUUCCUCAACUCCAGCGGAUUGCCAUGGAGUUUGAGCGCGAGAACGACAUCAUGGAACAGAGGCAGGAGAUGAUGGAUGACGCCGUCGACGAUGCCAUGGACGUUGGCGUCGAGGAGGAGGGAGACGAAGUUGUCGAUCAAGUCUUGGAAGAGAUUGGGAUCGACUUUAACCAAGCUCUCGGCGAGACACCGACAGCCCUGGGAACCUCUGCUGUGUCCGAGGGUAAAGUUGCACAAGCGGUUGGUAGCAACACCGGCGGCGGCGGCGGCGAUCCGGUUGACGAUGAUCUCCAAGCCCGACUUGACAGCCUGCGGAAAUGA